Messenger RNA from Staurois parvus, 459 nucleotides. The record is from the annotation of a GenBank genome assembly. NCBI's taxonomy places the organism in Eukaryota, Metazoa, Chordata, Amphibia, Anura, Ranidae.
GUCUGCAGUCUCUGGUCAUCCCCUGUACUGUCUGCAGUCUCUUGGUCAUCCCCUGUACUGUCUGCAGUCUCUUGGUCAUCCCCUGUACUGUCUGCAGUCUUUUGGGUCAUCCCCUGCACUGUCUGCAGUCUCUGGGUCAUCCCCUGCACUGUCUGCAGUCUCUGGGCCAUCCCCUGCACUGUCUGCAGUCUCUGGGUCAUUCCCUGCACUGACUGCAGUCUCUGGUCAUCUCCUGUACUGUGUCCGCAGUCUCUGGUCAUUUUCUGUACUGUGUCUGGUCAUCUCCUGUACUGUGUCCGCAGUCUCUGGUCAUCUCCUGUAGCAUGUCUGCAAUCUCUGGUCAUCUUCUGUAGCAUGUCUGCAGUCUCCGGUCAUCUCCUGUCUGCAGUCCACAGUCUCUGGUCAUCUCCUGUAGUAGGUCCGCAGUCUCUGGUCAUCUACUGUACUAUGUCCGCAGUC